AUGGUCAGUCGUUCGGGGUUGAGAUUUAGCGGAUUUGAUGUGAAGGCACUAUAUCCUCAUGGCGUUCCAAAGCGAACGUUUCCCUAUCGGGAGGCACCCAAACAGAUUUCUACUGCACCCACUGCCGGUGGGUUUUACCUGACUAAGCAUGCCCUUGGAUGGCCUUUUCAAAUUCCUUUUGAGUGGCUUUUCUACCGAGCACCAAUUUUUACCUUUGUGGCGUGUGUCGUGUAUGAUCUCUUCUUUGGGAUUCCCCUUCCGUUGAUGAAGGAGGUACCUCCUGGCACCCCAAAGCAUUUCUUCUACAACAACUCGGGUGGAACACCACAUCACUUUUGGCAGCAUCAGGAAGGAUGGAAGGUACCAAACAUGUCUGGCGCGCGGCGAUGGGUUGACUGA
Molecule: messenger RNA, 399 nt
Organism: Trypanosoma brucei brucei TREU927
Lineage: Eukaryota; Euglenozoa; Kinetoplastea; Trypanosomatida; Trypanosomatidae
Exons: 1
Coding region: 1-399 (132 amino acids)
Source: RefSeq, a predicted model, not a curated record